AUGAUACGAGUGCUCUUUAUCCUCCUGCUGAUGAGUAACGCUUCUUCAGUCUCCUCACAGUUUAAUGGAUACAACUGUGACGCCAACUACCACAGCAGGUUUCCGGGUGAGCGGGACAUCAGUGUGUACUGUGGGGUUCAAACCAUAACCUUAAAGAUCAACUUCUGCCCGGUGCUUUUCUCCGGCUACACUGACGCAGAUUUGGCCCUGAACGGUCGCCACGGUGACGCCCAAUGCCGAGGCUUCAUUAACAACAACACCUUCCCCACAGCUGUCCUGUUCAGCAUCAGCCUCAGCACUCUGGAGGCCUGCGGUAACAGCCUGGUGGUCAGCACAGCAUACGGGGCCAAUGCCUAUGGGAACAUGUCUCUGGUGCAAAUUGGGAAUGUCUCAGGCUACAUUGACACCCCUGACCCGGCAUCUAUAAUCAGCUACCUGCCCGGUUUGUUGUAUAAAUUCAGCUGCAGCUACCCGCUGGAGUACCUGGUCAAUAACUCACAGCUGGCAUCCUCCUCUGCUGCUAUAUCUGUCAAGGACAGCAACGGUACAUUUGUGAGCACGUUGAGUAUGAUCCUGUAUAAUGAUUCAACAUACAAUCAACCACUCUCUAUUCCCAUGGCUGGACUGGCUCUGAAAACCAGAGUAUUUGCUGCUGUGAAAGCCACAAACUUAGACAAACGGUGGAACAUCUUGAUGGACUACUGUUACACAACCCCCUCAGGGAAUCCUAAUGAUGAACUCCGCUAUGACCUUUUCUUUGGCUGCUAUAAAGACCCGCAGACGACGGUUUUCGAAAAUGGGAAGAGUCAGAUGGGCCGUUUCUCCUUUGAGGUUUUCCGUUUUGUUAAACACAGACACCAGAAGAUGUCGACCGUGUUUUUACACUGCGUCACCAAGCUUUGCCGGGCAGACGACUGCAUAAUGCUCAUGCCAAUUUGUGGGCGACGGCGCAGGCGGGAUGGAGAGGAGAGCCUUGAUUCCCGACCAGCUGCAUCUGGGAAUGCCGUCAUCACCGCUGGACCAAUCAUCACCAGGAGUGAUGAAACUCCUGUCAACAACUCCCAACUUGCAUCUGGAGACUCCUUCCAUACAAUGAACCCUGUGACCAGUGCUCUGAUCUCAGGUGUGGUUAUCCUGGGUGGAGUCAGCGUGGGCUUCGUCCUGCUGUCACUUCACCUCCUGCAGAAGUCCCGCCUCCCAGCGUCCACGGUCUCAGGUGUUUGGAACCCCAGCUUUAAAUGA
Messenger RNA from Seriola dumerili (greater amberjack), 1242 nucleotides. RefSeq names its product zona pellucida-like domain-containing protein 1. Bases 1 to 1242 code for a protein of 413 amino acids. Lineage: Eukaryota; Metazoa; Chordata; Actinopteri; Carangiformes; Carangidae. The transcript has 10 exons. Gene Ontology annotation, cellular component: cell surface. The record is from RefSeq and is a predicted model, not a curated record.